Molecule: messenger RNA, 1696 nt
Organism: Betta splendens (Siamese fighting fish)
Lineage: Eukaryota; Metazoa; Chordata; Actinopteri; Anabantiformes; Osphronemidae
Gene: zmynd12
Product: zinc finger, MYND-type containing 12
Exons: 8
Coding region: 120-1106 (328 amino acids)
Molecular function (GO): protein binding
Source: RefSeq, a predicted model, not a curated record
UUAUCGCGCUGUUGCCAUAGCGACAAGUUUCCUAACAGGCAGCCUUACUUUCCUCAGCUAAUAUUAUAGUUAAGAAGCCGCUGGUGGUUUGUGCACAUAACCUGGGCUUUUCUGUAGCAAUGCAAGCUGGACGUGAAGUGCCGACGACCUCUAAGUGUGUUCCUCUUUCUUUACCUAAAGGAAGCGAAAGGUUGUGCGAACUUUGUCAGGGAAAGGCGCACCUACAGUGUAGGAAGUGCCGGGUCACGUUUUACUGCGGUGCCGAGCACCAGCAGGCCGACUGGCUCGGGAUCCAUGAGAGAAUCUGUGAGCUGCUCGUUCCCAUCCGAACCUCGACGCCGCUCCAUCCAAAGCAUGCUGACUACGUUGAGCUGCAGCUGAAAAAGGUGGAGCUAGCUGAGAUUUGCAGGUCAGUGGCUCAGAGCAAGCUGUCGGAGAGGAAACACUUGGAGGCUCUCCCCGCUGCCCAGUGCUGUCUGCGCUGCUCCGUAGACAUCUAUGGCCCCAGCACCGUGCAGCUGGUGCCGGCCUACCUGCUGCUGGCUGAGGCCAAUAUGGGUUUGGGUAAUCUGGCCCUUGUGGGGGAGCUCCUGUGCCAGGCAGAAUGGGCAGUGUUAAAGAGCCCAGACUGCGGCCACUCAGUCCACCAGCAGCUGCACAGGAGCCUGGGCCGCCUCCACGCAGCCACUGGAAACCUGGAAGAAGCUCUGGUUAACUUUGGAAAUGAUAUAUACUUUUCCAGUAAGGAGCACGGCCUGGACAGCCCUGUCACGUGUGCCGGCUACUUUCUCAUGGCUGAUGUGUUUGCCAAACAGGGGAAGCUGCCCAUUGUUCGUUCCCUGUACUCUCAGAUGGCACAUACUUGGCAUUCCCAUUUGACCCAACUCCUAAAAGCCCAUGGUCAAAAUGUCCACUAUCCUAACCCGCUGUUGAAGGCCAGCCAUGACAAAGGCCAGAGAUUGGAAAUGGACGAGAUGUUGAGAACCAUGUUGGCGUUUCAGCAGAACGACCCGAGGAAUGACCCGACCCAGGUUGCGCUGGUUAGCCACUGCCUGGCCAUGCUGUGGUUCCUGGGAGGAGACUUGGAAAAGGCAGAGUCAGAAUGAGGAUCAGCUGUAACAAAGUGCCCUCAAAGAGGGAUGAUUCCUCGCAUUCUGCCGCACAGCCAGAGGCCUGCUGUCGAGUCAAGACUUCUAUUAAACACAAUACAAAGCACAAAAUAAAUCACUAGGUGUGGACCUAUAAUGAGCAGUUUUUGUCCUCUUAUGCAGUGAUGCAUGCUGGUCAUUUUGGUUUUAGUUCGCCUUCUGCCACGUCAUGCUUCUAUUGUGGGCUGCUGUGCCAGCGCUUUGAGAACAUACAGGGAUUAUGCCAUGUCAGUUGUUAUCUUUGGGGAAUUGUGGUUAAACAAGAGCACGCGUCUAUGCAGUGAGCUGUGGCGGACAUCGCAGGAGACCAUGAGUAACGCGCGUCCUCCCUGUUUACGAAGCCUUAGGAAGCUGAAUUCCGCGUCACUCGCUGCAAACCUCGCUGAAUUCCAGAAUGACACCGGAAUGGUUUUACCUCAGCGCGAAUGUUGGUGUUGUCGACAUUAAUCGCCUCCUUUUCUCCUAAUUAGAAACUAUAAAUGACAGCAGAGCCGCUUUUUGGAAGGGUAAAGUUAAUCUGCUUGGGCUGCGGUUCAGUUUGCAGUGAU